GCAACUAGUUGUAGUCAUGUGAUCAUGUGAGGUGAAAAUGGCUGCUACGGGGGACGAGGCCGCUGCGAUGGACAGCAUCAGUAGAGUUGCACCCCCGACCGACCUCAACCUUCAGCCCGAGCCAGAUCAAAAGAAAGAUGUGUCCGGGACAGAGAACCGGGCGCCCGCAACAAAAAGACCCAGCAAUAACAAUGACGGAGGUGUGGAGACAGCAGAAGAAGCUACUGAGCCUGCUGAACCAGACAUCAAUGAGCUCUGCAGAGACAUGUUUGAUAAGAUGGCAGUGUUUUUACAAGGAGAGCUCACUGCCACGUGCGAGGACUAUAAACUUCUGGAGAACAUGAACAAACUUACCAGUCUGAAGUAUAUGGAGAUGAAGGACAUAUCAAUCAACAUCAGCCGCAACCUGCAAGAUCUUAAUCAGAAAUAUGCCAGUUUGCAGCCCUAUUUGGAUCAGAUUAACCAGAUAGAGGAGCAGGUUACAUCUCUGGAACAAGCUGCUUAUAAACUAGACACAUAUUCAAAAAAACUGGAGGCCAAGUUUAAGAAACUGGAGAAACGGUGAACAUUUUUGUAUGUACGUGUGUGACCUGGGUGAUAUACAAGCACACUUUAAAGUAGUUGAGAUUGUCAUAACCUAUACCGGAUAAAGGAAUGUUCAGAAGGUAACCUUAAGAAUUUACAUUGUACAUAUGUUGACUGGAGGUUAAGAUUUGGGUUAAAGGCGGACCAGGCGAAUAAAGCCGAACAGGCUUGCAGGAAUCAUAAUAAAAUGUCCUCAAACUGUACGCUUUCAAAGCAAUGUGGUUUCUUAAGAUUUCAAGGCAUGAUUUACAUGUAAAUACAGUAUAGUAUAAUGCUUGUUAUGUGUUGCUAAGAACAGAUGACACUUAUGCAUGUUAAAUAGUGGCACUAAUACAUUUUAUUUGUUUGCUUAGAAAAGCAAACAUUUUGUAAGCGUUUUUGUAUUGCUGUUUAAUUAUUUUUAAAGCUUUGUCUUUAAUAAAAAUGUAAAUUUGUGAACUUUUGAAUAAAUAGAAUCAGAAUAAAAA
This is a messenger RNA of Paramisgurnus dabryanus, 1052 nucleotides long. It is a transcript of the gene bloc1s2, whose product is annotated as biogenesis of lysosomal organelles complex-1, subunit 2. Lineage: Eukaryota; Metazoa; Chordata; Actinopteri; Cypriniformes; Cobitidae. Gene Ontology annotation, molecular function: gamma-tubulin binding. Gene Ontology annotation, cellular component: BLOC-1 complex; gamma-tubulin complex; BORC complex. Gene Ontology annotation, biological process: lysosome localization; endosomal transport. The record is from RefSeq and is a predicted model, not a curated record.